AUUAUUGUAGUUCUUAGUUAUAAAUCAGUUAAACGUUCUGUACUUACGUUACUAAAGGAAGCAUUUUAAUUAUUAUAAAUUCUUAUCAACACAAAAAUACAGUAUGAAGCUCAUGAAAUUCAUCAUAUUAUUCAGUGCCUUAUUAAUAACGACAUGUAGCACAGUUUCAAAAAAUGAUGAUAUAGGAUUGUUGAUCCAACGUUUACCUAAUGAUACGGUACCUUAUCAUUAUACGAUGAAAAUAUUACCUAACAUUGUCCCUGGUAAUUUUACGUUUGACGCUGAAUCAGAGAUACUUUUUGGAGUCUUAAAGUCAACCAGAAAUUUGACAGUAAGCGCUCUCAGUUUGACAUUUCGCACGGAAAGCACAACCGUUUUCUCAAAUGGAGAAAAAUUUGUACCGAGUCGGCAUGUUGUCGAUGAAGUACGUCAAUUCUUGAUUUUAAGUUUUGAAAAUGAGUUGCAGCCCGGAAAUUAUACACUUCAUCUGGAAUACUAUGGACGAAUUUCCAUUCAAACAUUAAAUUCAUUCUAUAUUAGCUAUUAUAAAAAUGAUAGUGGGGAUACAACAUUUCUAGCCACAACGCAUUUUGAAGCAACUAGGGCUAGACAGGCUUUUCCGUGUUGGGAUGAACCAGCAUUAAAAGCAACUUUUGAUAUUUCGAUCAAACAUUUUCCGAAUUACACUGCUUUAUCCAAUAUGCCAAUAGAAAAAAUAAUAAAUGACACAGAAAUUGAUGGAAAGUUAUGGACCAAUUUUAAAUCUACUCGCAAAAUGUCGACAUACCUAAUUUGCUUCGUGAUUUCUGAUUUCAAAAAUAUUUCAAAUAAUUACGGCAAUUUCUCUGUAUGGUCAAGAAAAAAUGCUCUAAAUUCUGUAAGAUAUAUGUUUGAUGUUGGUACGAAAGUUUUGCGUAGCUUGGAAGAAUAUACAAACAUAUCAUAUGCGUUUCCAAAAUUGGACAAUAUUGUAAUUCCCCAUAGUCCCAGUAGUGCUACUGAAAAUUGGGGGCUCAUAACCUACAGAGAGUCUGGAGUUUUAUUAAAUGAUAAAUCACCAACAUCGAAAAAUUUAUCUACAGCUCUGCUAGUAGCUCAUGAAUAUUCUCAUCAAUGGUUUGGAAAUUUAGUCGGCCCUGCUUGGUGGAAAGACUUGUGGUUAAAUGAAGGAUUUGCUAGAUAUAUGCAGUAUAUUAUAAUGGAUAAGAUAAUGUGCAAUGAAAGGAUUAUGGAACUUGGAGCGAUUAAAAUUACUGAUACUGCAUUUGAAGUAGAUUCUAUAGAUGACACCUUACCUGUUUCGCCAAAGGUUGAAGACAGUAUGUCAUUACACAAGGUUUUUUUUCGCAUUACUUAUGAAAAAGGUGCAACUUUGCUUCAUAUGUUAAGUAACUUUCUUUCAGAAGAAAUUUUUCAUAAGGGUAUUAUAAAGUAUCUGCAAGCAAAUAAGUUUAAAUCUGCAACUGCUGACGACCUUUGGAAAUCUAUGCAAGAAGCUCUCAAUGAAUCGAAAGUAUCGCACAGCUUUAUUGAUAUAAAGAAGGUUAUGGAUCCUUACAUAUAUCGAAAAGGUUAUCCAAUUAUAAAUGUCACUAGAAAUUAUACGACAGGAAUGACAACAUUAACACAAAAGUGCUUUGUCUGCUUAAAAAUGAAUAAUAUUGCGAAUGCUGAUGAAAUCAAAUGGUGGGUUCCCAUCAACUUCGCGACAAAUAGAACGCUAAACUUUUCCUCCACUUUAGCUACGCAUUGGAUGAACCCAGAAGCAGGAAGCUUACAUAUAGAAGGAAUCGACGUAAACGAUUGGAUAAUCAUAAAUUUAAAACAAAGCGCUUACUAUCGAGUACAGUAUGACAGAACUAACUGGAAGAAAAUCGUGAACUAUUUAAAAACAGAAAAUUACUCAAAAGUCCACGCACUUAAUCGAGCAAAGUUACUUGCUGAUGCAUUCGAUUCAUACAAAUCUGACGAAUUAGAUUUAGGUAUACUUCUUGAACUGCUCUCCUAUUUGGUUCAAGAAGUUGAUUAUGUACCGUGGAUGCCAGCCAUUCAUAUAUUGCAUUAUUUAUCAGCGUUUUUCGAGGGAACUUCAAUAUAUCCAGAAUUCCAGCGCUUUGGAUUACAUUUAAUAAGUGCAUUCAUCACUGAUGUUGGUUUCGAUAAACGCAAUAAUGAAACAUUGUUUACAAGCCUGGCACGGGAUGAUGCAUUCUUUUUGAGUUCCAAAUUUGGCCAUGAUCUAUAUUUAAAGAAAGCCAAAGAUUAUAUUUCAGAAUUCAUAAGUCAUCAGUAUACUGACAAUAAGACCAUGCAUCUUAGGACCACGUAUGAUUAUCAAGAUUGGAUAUUAUGCAAAGGAUUAGAAGAUACCAAUGAAACCAUUUGGAAUAAAGUAUUUGCCAUUUACAAUAAAACGAAAGACUCAAUAUUUAUUAAUGCUCUUAGCUGUGUAAAAAAAGAAAAUAUUUUACAAAGUUUCCUGGAAAUUACCACAAGCAACGAUACACAUUUUUCAAAAUACGAUAGCCAGGCAAUAUUUCAAAGUGUUUUGGAAAAAAAUUUUGGCCUUGCAUGGAGAUUUUUUAUCGAAAAUUUCAAUCAACUAAAACGUGUCUUUGAUUGUGCAGAAAACAUGAUUCAUAUUAUAAAUAGAAUUGUCAGAGGCACUCGGACGACCACACAAAUGAAUGAGGUGAAAGAAUUUCUGAAAAAAAAUCCAGAUUUUGUGGAAAAUAAGAGUGAAACUCAAAUUAGUGAACGCGAGAAUUUUUUAACGAUACUACACGACAGAACGUUAAUAGCCCGAGCAUUUUUCAAAGAAAAUCUACAAUGAAAUUUAAUCAUCAUGUGUGUCCUGGUAAUCAUUAGUGUACUGUGACCCAAACCAAAGAUCAAUGACAUUUUUGUUAACAUAGUAUCGUAGGUGGUUAUCAGAACUGUUGAGGAGAAGCAGCGGCGAGCAUUAAAUAUAUCAACCAAGAGAAAGAAAAGUAUAAUAGAUGAUGUAAUAGGAAAAUAUGGCACACCUAGAUCACUAUCUUAGCUAUUCUUUAUUUAUAGGGAAAACUGAGUCUAUAUCUGUCAAAAUUCUUAAUCAUUAAGUCUUCCAAAAAAUCCACAUGCGUUAACUUAACCUACCUGUUCGUUAAAUAAAUAUAAAAUAGUUUGGAAUUGUCUAAAUUUGUAUGAAAACUGGGGAAUUAGAUCCUGAAGAAAAAUAUAUUACAUUCUCAUCAAAAUGAAAAGCUUAGUCUUAUAUGAACAUUGACUAUCGCUAAUUUCUUUAAAUCUCCACGUUUCAACACCCCUGAAUGCGAAAAAACAAUUUUACGACAGCAUGUGUCUGUCUGUCGGUCGUCGUCUUUGUUGUUGUUGUUGUCGUUAGCACCGUCUGUAUAACAAAUAACGUUUGAAACACUGAUCCUUCUUGCUCAUUGCGAGACUUAAAUGUUAAGACAAAAGAGCAAGCGAGAAACUCAGCUAUGCAAAACUGCCACUUGUUUUCCAUAUCUGAGUGUCUCGCUUGCUCUUAUGUGUUUACAUUUAGGUCUCGCAACGAGCAAAAAAGACAGCCAAUGGUCCGCCUGCUUUGAGUAAAAACCACAACGGAGUGCAGGAAAUGCGGAAAAGCUAGGCUCUAGCAUCAAACCUUUGAGCCCAUGUUACAGAAUCUAAAGAAACCUAAACGCGAUCAGUGAUUGAUAUACUAGGAUUUAUAGAGAGGUCUGGGGUCAGCUAAUGAGAGCUAGUUGUUAGGGACGUGGCACAAUACAAUUUAUAGCUUGAGCGCCAGGGGAACUUUUCAGGGGCAUCUUGCCUGCUCUUAAAUUACCUAAUAAUAGUCUGUUUUUGAAGUCAUUAUGAAAAUGUAUUUAUUGAUUAAAAUGAAUUACAUUUGUGAAUAACAAAAAUGAUCUUGAUAUCGAAAUUAGGACCCAGUGAGUUAAGCAUAAUUUACAUUAAUGUUGUUAUAAUUUUUAAAUUAUUCGCCAAAGAACAGGAUCUGCAGAUUGCUUUUGGAAAUGAGAAGCCAAUAUGUAAAUAAGCAAAAACAAAUUCAAACAAAUUUUGAAGUCAUUUAAAUAAGCAGACUCGCAUGUAAUGGCAGCCAGGAAAUCCUUGCUGCAUCCCAUUUAUUUGGUACAUGAUAA
Molecule: messenger RNA, 4151 nt
Organism: Belonocnema kinseyi
Lineage: Eukaryota; Metazoa; Arthropoda; Insecta; Hymenoptera; Cynipidae
Product: aminopeptidase N-like
Exons: 12
Coding region: 104-2833 (909 amino acids)
Biological process (GO): proteolysis; peptide catabolic process
Cellular component (GO): cytoplasm
Molecular function (GO): zinc ion binding; metalloaminopeptidase activity; peptide binding
Source: RefSeq, a predicted model, not a curated record